Molecule: messenger RNA, 1563 nt
Organism: Rhea pennata
Lineage: Eukaryota; Metazoa; Chordata; Aves; Rheiformes; Rheidae
Gene: P2RX1
Product: purinergic receptor P2X 1
Exons: 12
Coding region: 28-1200 (390 amino acids)
Biological process (GO): calcium ion transmembrane transport; response to ATP
Cellular component (GO): plasma membrane; nuclear inner membrane
Molecular function (GO): extracellularly ATP-gated monoatomic cation channel activity; ATP binding; purinergic nucleotide receptor activity
Source: RefSeq, a predicted model, not a curated record
GGGAGGUGCCCGUGCCCCGCCGCAGCCAUGGGGCAGAAGUGCAUGGAGAACGUGUCCUCCUUCCUCUUCGAGUACGACACCCCCCGCAUGGUGCUGGUGAGGAACAAGAAGGUGGGACUGACCUUCCGGCUGAUCCAGCUCAUCGUCCUGGCGUACAUCAUCGGGUGGGUUUUCCUCUACGAGAAGGGCUACCAGACGCAGGACAGCAUCGUCAGCUCAGUGUCGGUGAAGCUCAAGGGGCUGACGCUGACCAACGAGAGCCGCCUGGGCCCCCACAUCUGGGAUGUGGUUGAUUAUGUCUUCCCACCGCAGGGUGACAGCUCUUUUGUGGUGAUGACCAACUUCAUUAUCACCCCUGGACAAAAGCAAGGAAUGUGCCCUGAGCUGCCGGAUGCCGGGCUCUGCGAGCGGGACAGUGACUGCAGCAAGGGGAAGUACAGCCGCCAGGGACAAGGCCUUAUGACUGGCAAGUGUGUGCAUUUCAACAGCUCUGUGAAGACCUGCGAGAUCUUUGGCUGGUGCCCUGUUGAAGUAGACUAUGAUGUUCCUAACCCUGCCCUGCUAUUGGAAGCAGAAAAGUUCACCUUAUUCAUCAAGAACAGCAUCACCUUCCCCAGGUUCAAGGUGUCCAGGCGCAACUUAGUUGAGAGUGUCACCAAGCAGUACCUGAAGAAAUGCACGUAUCACAAAGUCACGGACUCCUUGUGCCCCGUGUUUGACCUGGGAUACAUAGUGAAGGAAUCGGGGCAAAAUUUUACUCUCCUGGCUGUUAAGGGGGGAGUCGUGGGCAUCACCAUAGACUGGAACUGCGACCUCGACUGGCCUGUCCGGCACUGCAAACCCAUCUACCAGUUCCACGGCCUCUACAAUGAUGACAGCAACGUUUCUCCGGGCUUCAACUUCAGGUACGCCAAGUACUACAAAGAGGACGGGACGGACAAAAGGACGCUGUACAAGGUGUUCGGGAUCCGGUUCGACAUCCUGGUGAAUGGCAAGGCAGGAAAAUUUGACAUUAUCCCGACCAUGACCACAAUUGGCUCUGGAAUUGGUAUUUUUGGGGUGGCCUCUGUCCUCUGCGACCUGCUGCUGCUACAUUUCCUCCAAGGACGGGACUAUUACAAGCAGAAGAAAUUCAAAUAUGCAGAACAGGAGCCUACGAAGUCACAUAAGAAGGAAAAGAAGGUGGACAACACGCAGUGAGAGGUGAACGGCGCUGCCCUCGCCCUGCGCAGCCCACCGUGGGCACCCUGCGGCCCCCGGGCAGCGUGGCGGGGGCUGGCAGGACGCGGCGGGCAACGCCGAGCCCUUCUCCGCCAGCAGCAUCCGCACCAGCCGACGGACCUGCGCCCUCCUCCUCCUCCCCCGACGCGCGGCCGUUGUCCCCCUUCAGCAGCGCCCGGGCCGUCGGUCUGGAGCCCCCGCGGCGAGAAAGUCCUGCGGCGGCAGGGCCCGCCGAGCCCCGUGGCCGGCGCCAGCCGUCCGGCUGUCCGACGCAGCGCCUCCCUCCCCGAGGGCGGCCGUGGCGCCCACUCCCCCGGCGCGGCAGAAAGCCGGUUAUUUUGU